Molecule: messenger RNA, 1254 nt
Organism: Coregonus clupeaformis (lake whitefish)
Lineage: Eukaryota; Metazoa; Chordata; Actinopteri; Salmoniformes; Salmonidae
Product: V-type proton ATPase subunit S1-like
Exons: 9
Coding region: 100-1254 (384 amino acids)
Cellular component (GO): proton-transporting V-type ATPase complex
Source: RefSeq, a predicted model, not a curated record
CAAAAAGCUACAUAAUUUUUAUGAUGUAGCCAAUUUGUACUUUGUGGCUGUGUUAACUAGUGACAACCAGUCCGCAGCGAGGACCUGGACCAUCUCAAGAUGGCGGCUGAGCGGAGGAUGAGGAUGAUAUCGGGUCGGGGCUGUGUGACUGUGUUUCUGGCCGUGUUGUGCACCUUCUCCUCCGGGACCUGCUACGAACAGGUGCCGUUGAUGCUAUGGACGAGUGAAGGGUCUGGUCUGCCGUCUCAGGCGGUUCCUGCUGCUGGUCACGUAGUGGGUUUCAGUCAGCUGAGCUCAUACCUGGAGACCGCCCUGGGGUCCGCCCCGCGCAACGUACUGCUCUUCCUGCAGGACAAGAUGAGCAUUGAGGACUUCACCAUGUACGGAGGGGCGUUUGGCAACAGGCAGGACAGUGCCUUCCCUAACCUAGAGGAGGCGCUCCUCUCCAGCCCUUCCCCAUUGGUCCUGCCUGCCGUGGCCUGGCCAGCAUCCAGUGCUGUGAUUGGUCAGCUCCAGGAUCAAUUAGACACCUCUUCUCUCUACAUGGAACCAGAGACCCUCAGCCAGCUACGACUAAAUGCUUCUACCCCCGCCCUGCUAGUCUUCAGACUACCCUACAGCACCAAGGCUGAUCUGAUGUCUGCUAAGGAAGUUCUCAAUGGAAAUGAUGAGGUGAUUGGACAGGUGAUGAGCAUUAUGAAGAGCCAAUCAGUCCCCUACACCGCCAUCUACACUGCAAUGAGACCCUCACGGGAGGUGUCAUCAUCUCUGUCUAUGGAUAUGGAGGCUGGUGUGGGAGGAGGGCGCUCCCUAUUACAGUACGGAGACAGAAAGAGGGAGAGAGACAGACAGCGGGAGAGAGAAAGAGGACAGAACAAAGUCAACGAGAGGACAGGAGUCUACCCACCAGUGGAGUUUAAGGAGGGCGGAGCUGGCUGUAUCAUGCUGUGGGCGGAGAACCUGACAGUGAGCGUGCUCCGAGGCGGUCGCUGGGAACGACACGACCUCACCUCUCUGACCUUUGGAGAGGGCGUGACCCCUAGGCUCCAGGGCUCCCUCUGCAACCAAUCACACUCCAGUCUGGUUCUAAACUAUGAGAAUAUUCUGGGACAUCGCUCGUUCAAACUAGUCUUUGCCAUGUCCCAGCGUCACUACAAGGUGUCAGCUCGCCGCUGGUUCACGCUAGACAGCGUGGAGAUAGAAUACGACGGUCAGAAAGCAUCGUUUACGGGAGCGGACUGCACGCACGGCUGA